AUGGAGGGAGAUUCCCAGUUGGAGCUCAGCAUGCUAGGCGGCAACUUGCCAUCUGAACUUGGCUUGUUGUACAACCCAUCUAAUUUUGAUGAGCAUCCCUUGACUAUGCUCAGUUUUACGACAGCCCCAGACAACAACUUGAGUGGGGAGUUGCCACCUCAGAUCGGUCUUUCAAGAAACUUGUAUGGUCUGCUUUUGCACAACAAUGCCUUCUCUGGAACAUUACCAGAAGAAACUUGGGAUCUUCGAUCUAUGCUUUACAUGGCACUGAGUGGGAACCAGUUUUCUGGUACUAUAGAUACAAAGAUUGGACAACUGUCAUCCAUGGCAAUGCUUUCACUGCAGAACAACAAUUUUGCAGGUCCACUGCCAUCGGAACCGGGACAUUUGACCCAAAUGGCACGUCUCAAUGCAGCUGGCAAUAGACUGAGUGGCAAGAUUCAUGUGGAGAUUGGUGGGUUGGCCAAUGGUUCAUCCCUGGUUUCCUUCAAUGUCUCCAACAAUCUUCUGUCCGGUAGGAUUCCAUCUGAUCUUUGCUGGUUGGAUGCAUUUGGUAGUUUGGGUUUUGACUGUACAAGCUUGCUCUGUGGGUGUUCCUGCAGUUGCAAUCAGUAA
This is a messenger RNA of Seminavis robusta, 615 nucleotides long. NCBI's taxonomy places the organism in Eukaryota, Bacillariophyta, Bacillariophyceae, Naviculales, Naviculaceae. The record is from the annotation of a GenBank genome assembly.